AUAUCCCUUGAACCGUCCCCUGACUCGCCCGCCCCCCUCUCCUCCACCCUCUUCAACCGAAUACCAUCGACGCGUCGCCUCCCCCAUCACCAACCCGGCAAUCCCCCUCUUCUCCUCCUCACGUAAACCCUAACCCUAAUCUACUCGUCCCGAACCUCUCUCUCUCCUCUCUCCUCGAGCUCACCUCGCUAUGAGCUUCUCCACUCUCGGGCGCUCCCUCUUGCGAUCCGCUCGCUCCCGCUCCCAAACCGGCGCUCUUUUGGGUCGAUUCGUCGGGAACCCGGUGCGAGCUCCCUGCUCGGGGUGCGACGAUGGUGGAUUAGGGUUCAUUAGGAGUUAUUUGACUUCGGUUGGAGCGAAUAAGGUUGUUGGCGCGAGGAAUCAACUCGGGGAGUGGAGGUUUAUUCUUGCCAAUCCUAGUUUUAGGCGAUUGUUUUGCAGCGAUUCUCCAAAUAAGAAGAAUUAUGAGAAUUACUAUCCAAAGGAUAAGAAGGAGAUUCCGAAGGCGAAUGAGAAUAACAGAUCUGAUUCAAAGAAUUCAGGUACAGACGACCAAGGAAACUUCCAGGAGAAUUUCAUAAAGCAGUUGCAAAAUUACCUUGCUCCUCUCAUAUUUGUUGCUUUGUUGCUUUCGUCUUUCUCUGCUGGUUCAUCUGAGCAGAAGGAGAUCAGCUUUCAGGAGUUCAAAAAUAAACUGUUGGAACCUGGUUUAGUUGAUCAUAUUGUUGUAUCUAAUAAAUCAGUCGCAAAAGUAUAUGUCAGAACUUCGCCACGGACUAACACUCAGACUCAAGACAAUGAUAUUCAGGCUACCACAGCAGAUGUUCCUGCUAGACAUUCUCCCAGCCGGUUUAAGUACUACUUCAAUAUUGGAAGUGUAGAAUCUUUUGAGGAAAAGUUGGAGGAAGCUCAAGAAGCUCUAGGGAUUGAUCCACAUGACUAUAUUCCUGUAACUUACCUCUCUGAAGUAAACUGGUAUCAAGAACUGCUGAGAUUUGCCCCAACAGCCAUCCUUGUCGGACUUAUCUACUUAACGGGGAGAAGAUUACAAGGUGGGUUUAGUAUAGGUGGUGGUUCUGGGAAGGGGAAUCGUGGAAUAUUCAACAUUGGAAAGGCUCAAGUGACAAAGAUGGAUAAGAACUCCAAGAAUAAGGUUUAUUUUAAAGAUGUUGCUGGCUGUGAUGAAGCCAAACAAGAAAUCAUGGAGUUUGUGCACUUCCUUAAAAACCCUAAGAAAUACGAGGAUUUAGGAGCCAAAAUUCCCAAAGGUGCUCUCCUUGUUGGUCCUCCCGGCACUGGAAAGACCCUUCUGGCAAAAGCAACGGCAGGAGAAUCCGGCGUGCCCUUCCUGUCUAUUUCUGGUUCAGACUUCAUGGAAAUGUUUGUUGGUGUGGGCCCUUCCAGGGUUAGAAACUUAUUCCAAGAAGCUAGACAAUGUGCACCCAGCAUUAUUUUUAUCGACGAAAUUGAUGCCAUUGGUCGAGCAAGAGGUCGUGGAGGUUUCUCUGGUGCAAAUGAUGAAAGAGAAAGCACUCUGAACCAGUUGCUAGUAGAAAUGGAUGGAUUUGGAACGACUGCUGGCGUUGUUGUACUUGCUGGUACAAAUAGACCUGAUAUCUUGGAUAAAGCUUUGCUUCGGCCGGGUCGGUUUGAUCGCCAAAUUACUAUUGAUAAGCCUGACAUCAAAGGACGUGAACAGAUAUUCCGUAUUUAUCUUAAAAAGAUUAAGUUGGAUAAUGACCCCUCGUUUUAUUCUCAAAGAUUAGCUGCUCUCACGCCUGGAUUUGCUGGAGCUGAUAUUGCUAAUGUUUGUAACGAAGCUGCACUGAUUGCUGCUAGGAAUGAGGAAACCCAGGUCACAAUGCAGCAUUUUGAGUCUGCUAUUGAUAGGGUUAUUGGUGGUUUGGAGAAGAAGAAUAAGGUUAUCAGCAAGCUUGAACGCCGGACCGUUGCAUACCAUGAAUCAGGCCAUGCGGUUGCUGGAUGGUUUUUAGAGCAUGCAGAGCCCCUACUUAAAGUAACAAUAGUACCUCGCGGAACUGCAGCUUUGGGCUUCGCUCAAUAUGUCCCGAAUGAAAACCUUCUUAUGACCAAAGAACAGCUCUUCGAUGUGACGUGUAUGACACUGGGAGGCCGUGCAUCUGAAGAGGUUUUGAUAGGCAAGAUCUCCACCGGUGCGCAGAACGACCUGGAAAAAGUAACCAAGAUGACCUACGCGCAGGUCGCGGUCUAUGGGUUCAGCGACAAGGUUGGGCUCCUCUCCUUCCCUCAAAGAGAAGACGGCUUCGAGAUGAUGAAACCCUACAGCAGCAAGACUGGGGCCAUCAUCGACAGCGAGGUGAGGGAGUGGGUCGCCAAGGCCUACGAACGAACUGUCGAGCUAAUAAAAGAACACAAGGACCAUGUUAUCCAGGUCGCGGAGCUACUGCUCGAGAAGGAAGUCCUACACCAGGACGACUUGGUCCGUAUUUUAGGGGAACGACCGUUCAAAUCGAAUGAACCCACUAACUAUGAUCGGUUCAAGCUAGGGUUUAUGGAAGAGAAGGGACAAGAAGCUUCGCAGGGUGCUAAUGUUGCGGAUGAUGAUGGAACCCCGUCACUCGAUGGGGAGGUCGUGCCGACUUGAGCGGAGGGUGUUCGUUUGUGUUUGUAUAUUAUUUAAGAUUUUUUUUUUUUUCAGAUUAUUAUUAAUCUUUGCAGCUUAACAAAUUGUAUAAAUGAAAUUAAUGUAACUGAUCCCAUUUUGUGGGUGGUAUGAUGAUCAGAGACUACUUUACUGCUUGUGGGCACCCAUACUCUGAGUUUGCUGUCUUCAGGUUCAAAUCAAAUAAGUUUGCUGCUUCUGUAA
Molecule: messenger RNA, 2848 nt
Organism: Ananas comosus (pineapple)
Lineage: Eukaryota; Viridiplantae; Streptophyta; Magnoliopsida; Poales; Bromeliaceae
Product: ATP-dependent zinc metalloprotease FTSH 8, mitochondrial-like
Exons: 8
Coding region: 191-2626 (811 amino acids)
Biological process (GO): mitochondrial protein processing; protein-containing complex assembly
Cellular component (GO): m-AAA complex; chloroplast thylakoid membrane
Molecular function (GO): ATP hydrolysis activity; zinc ion binding; ATP binding
Source: RefSeq, a predicted model, not a curated record